Molecule: messenger RNA, 1317 nt
Organism: Paraglomus brasilianum
Lineage: Eukaryota; Fungi; Glomeromycota; Glomeromycetes; Paraglomerales; Paraglomeraceae
Source: the annotation of a GenBank genome assembly
AUGCUCUCCCGCAAAGCACUUUUACAAAUUGUGCGUCCUGGCAACACAGUCUUCCGUCCCAUAGCAGUCCGUGGCUUGGCGACUGUCACCGACAAUAUAUAUGCGAACGCGAAACCGUCUAAUGCACAAUAUAACGUUGCGAAACGGAUUCCAGCAGCAUUGAAAUUAAAGACUGGACAAGUAUUCAAUGGCAUCUCAUUCGGUGCCCAGACGCCUGUAUCCGGCGAAGCUGUCUUCACCACAUCUCUUGUGGGAUAUCCCGAGUCAAUGACCGAUCCUUCAUACCGAGGGCAAAUUCUCGUCUUUACUCAACCCCUAAUCGGGAACUACGGUGUACCAGCCCAUAAGAAAGACAGAUUCGGGCUCUUGAGCUCGUUUGAAUCUGAUGGCAUUCAAUGCGAGGCCAUUGUCGUCAAUGACUAUGCUACUCAAUAUUCUCAUUGGACAGCAGUAGAAUCUUUGGGCGAAUGGUGUACUAGGUCCAAUAUUCCUGCCAUCAGCGGUGUAGAUACUCGAGCAAUCGUGCAUUUGUUGCGUAAUCAAGGAUCAACUCUGGCUAGAGUAGACGUUGGCGAUGAUGCGGUUAGCAUGAGUUUAGACAAGGCAGAGUUUGUCGAUCCGAAUACUAGAAACCUCGUUGCCGAAGUUAGUACCAAGGAACCCGUAUCUUACAAUCCAUACGGCGACAUCAAUAUUGCAGUUGUUGACUGUGGUGUUAAGCAUAACAUUCUUCGCUCAUUGACGUCACGUGGGGCUGCGAUCACGGUAUUACCAUGGGACUUUGAUUUCAACAGUAUAGCCCAUCGUUUUGACGGGCUCUUCAUCAGCAAUGGACCCGGCAACCCUACUACAGUAUCAACUACCGUUCAAAAUCUACGUACCGCCCUCACUACAUUCGACAAGCCCAUUUUUGGGAUCUGUAUGGGCAACUUGCUUCUCGGUAUGGCGGCUGGUCUAGGCGUGCGCAAAUUGCGCUUCGGAAAUCGUGGUCAUAACGUUCCUGCUGUAGACCAAACGACGGGAUCAUGUGUAAUUACAUCACAGAACCAUGGUUAUGCUUUAAUGGAUGACGCUAUGCCUAAGGGUUGGGUGAAAUACUUUGUCAACGCGAAUGACGGUACCAAUGAGGGUAUCCGACACGCCAGCCUCCCAAUAAAGAGUGUGCAAUUCCAUCCUGAAGCAAAGGGUGGACCACAAGACACCGAAUACUUGUUUGACGAUUUCGUGGCCGAAAUCCGUGCUCACAAGCUUAAGCGGGAAGGUUUGAUUGAUGGCGUGAGCAAGAGCGUUGGUAUUAGCCAGAGUACGCAAUUGUAA